GCCGCCCUCCAUUGUCUCCACGGCGGCGAGGAGCGCCGGCGAGCGCAGCCCGGGACCCGGCGAGGCGGCGCGGCUGGCGGGGCCGGCAGCAGCUGGAGCGAGAGCGCGACGCGACGCGACGCGACCGCGGCUUCCCGAGCUCCGCGUGGCCGCCCGGCGCCGCAGCCCGCCCGAGGCCUGGAGGCGUCCGGGCCGCCGUCCAUGGUCGCGGCGUCCUGAGGCGGGGGACGCAGCCGGCGCCCCCAGCCCUCCUUCUCUCCGCCUCCUCCGGUUCGGUCGGCGGCCUCCUCCGGCGCCUCCCCGCGCCCGCCCGCCGCCUCCCUCCUCCUUCCCUGCGGCUCCCCCGGCUGCCGGGAGCCCGGGGGCGGCCUGUGGCGCGCCGAGCCCGCGCCGGGCUGCGCCUCUUUGGACCUUGAGGGGAAACAUGCGCUUGGAUCGGAUCGUUUUAAAUUCUUAGUUUGGGCUCCCCGACCGCCUGCCGCUCCCGCCCCGCGGGUUUCCUUUUUUCUUUUUCUUUUUUCCCCUCCCGAUCUCCUUUUUGACUCCCUUCCCCUUUAUGCUCGCCCAGCCCUCUCCCCGCCGCUGAGAAGUGGGGGAGGGCCUCGGCCUCCAGGUUCCCGCCCCAUCGGGGCCCGGGCGAGCAUGGGGGGCAAGCAGAGCACGGCGGCCCGGUCCCGGGGGCCCUUCCCGGGGGUCUCCACGGAUGACAGCGCCGUGCCCCCGCCGGGAGGGGCGCCCCACUUUGGGCACUACCGGGCGGGCGGUGGGGCCAUGGGGCUGCGCAGCCGCUCGGUCAGCUCGGUGGCGGGCAUGGGCAUGGACCCCAGCACGGCAGGAGGGGUGCCCUUUGGCCUCUACACCCCCGCCUCUCGUGGGACCGGCGACUCGGAGCGGGCGCCCAGCGGCGGAGGGUCCGCAUCCGACGGAUCCACCUAUGCCCAAGGCAAUGGUUACCAGGAGACCGGCGGCGGUCACCAUAGAGACGGGAUGCUGUACCUAGGCUCCCGAGCCUCGCUGGCGGAUGCUCUACCUCUGCACAUCGCACCCAGGUGGUUCAGCUCGCACAGCGGUUUCAAGUGCCCCAUUUGCUCCAAGUCUGUGGCUUCCGAUGAGAUGGAAAUGCACUUUAUAAUGUGUCUGAGCAAACCUCGCCUCUCCUACAAUGACGACGUGCUGACUAAAGACGCGGGCGAGUGUGUGAUCUGCCUGGAGGAGCUGCUUCAGGGAGACACGAUAGCCAGGCUGCCCUGCCUGUGCAUUUACCACAAAAGCUGCAUAGACUCGUGGUUUGAAGUGAACAGAUCUUGUCCAGAACACCCUGCGGACUGACCCUGCUGGGCUCGCUUGCUGACUCCUCUCAAAGGUUUGUUUUAUUUAUUCCAAGUAAACUUCCAGAACAGCUGAUGAUGGCAGACAAAUCAGGGACAUUUGCUCUUUUUACCUUCACCUGAAAAACUGAGGACAUGGGGAGAAGAAACAGUGAGGGUGAGAGUGAGGCAGAGGGAGUGGAGCCUGGCGCUGGAGUGCGAGUCCAAAUUCCCGGCAUGAUAUUUGCCUUCUCGGGCCCCGGACUGGAACCACAGGCGCCCAGCCCGUCCUCAGCCGGACACACAGGCUGGCUUCAGCCCGGCGGGAGCACGACUUCCGUAUUGUGGUCCACACAGGACAGCCAGCCCUCUUCCUGAGAGGAGGCUUCGGACACUGGGGCAGAGCUGAGCUGGGGACACCAGUGGGAACAGGGCACCCUACGCACUGACUUCCAGAGAAUGGUUCUCCCUUUCUCCCUGAGGACACCAAAUUGGAUGAGCCAUGAGUUUGAGAGAAGAAAGAAUCGACCGCCCUCCUUCCCCUCACCCCUCAUCCUAGGAGGGAAAGGGCAUUUUCUUUCUCACCUUUGAAAGGCAUUGUGGGUCUGUCUCUAACGUGUUUACAAAAAAAAAUCAUAAAAAAAAAGUUUAGUGUCGACUGGUGUUUUCGCCCGUGAUGUUUACAGAUUGCUGUCUGCUGCCCGGCUAGAACCCACCCAAUGACAAAGGGACAGAGCCAGGUUCAGUGCUGAUGGUGCGAGAGACGCUCGCUCGGCCCUCCUGGCCCAGCGCCCCGUCGGUUCGGCCCUCGCCAUCAACAACCGCCCGGCCUUGGUUUUCUUUGCCCAUUUUCCUGGCUUGGUUUUGCACUUUUCUCCCCUUGGGACCCUGAGAUCUUGACUUCAUUGCCAAAAAAAACAACCCUUGGAAGACCUCCCCCUUCAUUCCUGAUUCUUCUCCCUCCUUUCCUCCUGGUUCUGGUCAGUUCAGAGGACUUCACAAUCACAAGUGUCCUGCAAAAAUGCCUGAACAUUUUUCUUAGGCCCUUGUGGAUUUUUUUUCCUGAAAACUUAAACAAACAGAAGACUUAUUAAAGGAACAUGUACAGCUA
Molecule: messenger RNA, 2418 nt
Organism: Myotis myotis
Lineage: Eukaryota; Metazoa; Chordata; Mammalia; Chiroptera; Vespertilionidae
Gene: ZNRF1
Product: zinc and ring finger 1
Exons: 5
Coding region: 643-1329 (228 amino acids)
Source: RefSeq, a predicted model, not a curated record